AGGCAGCAGGUUAGGUUGCGCUGCUGCUGGGCCCGGAGCUGGGUUUGGUUGAGCGGUGACGGUGGCGACGGGCGGUUGGAGGUUCGCGCCCCCUCCUCCCCCCCUCAGGCCAUGACGUCCACCCUCACCCACAGGCCCCGGCGGACAGAGGCGACCGCGGGCCGGGACGGGGAGCGAUGGCGAGACGAUGCGGACGACGAGGACGGGCAGCGGCGGGACGGGGAGGAGGAGGAGGCCGGAGACUGUAAGGAGCUGCGGCUCACGCUGAUGGAGGAGGUGUUGUUGCUCGGCAUCAAGGACCGUGAGGGCUACACCUCGUUCUGGAACGACUGCAUCUCUGCCGGGCUGCGCGGGUGCAUCCUGGUGGAGCUGUCGCUGCGUGGUCGCAUCCAGCUGGAGCCCGCAACCAUGCGCAGGAAAUGCCUGCUCAAUCGCAAGGUCCUCUUUAAGUCUGAUGCCCCCACCGGUGAUGUCCUGUUGGACGAAGCCCUGAAGCACAUCAAGGCCACGGAGCCUGCCGAGACGGUCCAGAGCUGGAUCGAACUACUUACAGGAGAGACCUGGAACCCGCUGAAGCUGAACUACCAGAUCCGUAACGUGCGGGAGCGCCUGGCCAAGAGCCUGGUGGAGAAGGGGGUGCUGACCACGGAGAAGCAGAAUUUCCUCCUCUUUGACAUGACCACCCACCCGGUGACCAACGACACCCUGAAGCAGCGGCUGAUCAAGAAGCUGCAGGCUGCCUUCCUGGACAAGUGGACCAAGGAGCCCCAGCGCAUGGACAAGCGCCUGCUGGCCCUGGUCCUCCUGGCCCACAGCUCGGACGUGCUGGAGAACGCCUUCGUGCCGCUGCUGGACGAGCAGUACGAGCUGGCCACCACCCGCUCGCGGGAACUGCUGGAGCUCAACCCCGACCACGAGAGCACCAAGCCCAACGCCAACGAGGUGAUCUGGGCCGUCAUGGCUGCCUUCACCAAGUAAACUCCCCCCCGCCCCAAACGGCGGCCCAUUCCGUUCCCCUUUCAGACGGCGGGCCUGCCGGUUGGCUGCGGGGGAACUCACUCUCGAUAGCAAAGUCUUUUCUGCAUUCCUUCACCACCAAUUGUCUCGCCUUCCCUCUUUGAUUCCCCCCUUUGAUAGGCGCAAAAAUUCUGGAGUAGCUCAGCGGGACAGGCAGCAUCUCUGGAGAGAAGAUAGAUACAACAUUCUGGAGUAACUCAGCGGGACAGGCAGCAUCUCUGGAGAGAAGAUAGAUACAAAAUUCUGGAGUAGCUCAGCGGGACAGGCAGUAUCUCUGGAGAGAAGAUAGAUACAACAUUCUGGAGUAACUCAGCGGGACAGGCAGCAUAUCUGGAGAGAAGAUAGAUACAAAAUUCUGGAGUAGCUCAGCGGGACAGGCAGCAUCUGGAGAGAAGAUAGAUACAACAUUCUGGAGUAACUCAGCGGGACAGGCAGCAUCUCUGGAGAGAAGAUAGAUACAAAAUUCUGGAGUAACUCAGCAUAUCUGGAGAGAAGGAAUGGGUGAUGUUUCGGGUCGAGACCCUUUCUUCAGACGGAGUCAGGCGAGAGGGAGACAGAUAAGGAAGGGUGAGGUGUGAAUCAGGUGGGAUGAUCAAGGAGAUUAUAAAACGGAUUGUUAUUUGCUCGGGGAAGGUCAAACUCGAUCAGGGGGGCAGUCAGACUAGGAUGGGGGAGGGAUGGAGAGAGAGUUUCCUUGAAGUUCGAAUAGACAAUAUUCCUUCUCUCCAGGGAAGCAAGAGGUGACGUUUCGGGUGGAGACCCCUUUCUUCAGACUCCCUCUCUCUCCCCCUUGACUCUCAGUCUGAAGAAGGGUCUCGACCAGAUGCUGCCCGUCCC
Molecule: messenger RNA, 1854 nt
Organism: Amblyraja radiata (thorny skate)
Lineage: Eukaryota; Metazoa; Chordata; Chondrichthyes; Rajiformes; Rajidae
Product: Golgi phosphoprotein 3-like B
Exons: 5
Coding region: 112-978 (288 amino acids)
Biological process (GO): Golgi organization; Golgi vesicle budding; retrograde vesicle-mediated transport, Golgi to endoplasmic reticulum
Cellular component (GO): Golgi cisterna; trans-Golgi network; cytosol
Molecular function (GO): phosphatidylinositol-4-phosphate binding
Source: RefSeq, a predicted model, not a curated record